UUGCUGAGAUAAACGAGAAGACGAGAACAACAAUUUCAGAGUUGCUCCGAUUUCCUCAUCGUGGGGCACCAUCAAUUGAGUUAACAAUCUUUGUUCCAUUUCGGCAUGAAACCCUAAUUCACUCGCUUCUCGAUCUCGUUAGAGCAAUCUUUCCACGCUCGUCUUCGCGCUCCAUCUGUACAAGAAGAUCCGUCACGAGCGUUGGUUAUACGAUGGAUGGGAACAAGGACGACGCGUUGAAAUGUUUAAGAAUCGGCAAAGAGGCGAUGGAAAGCGGCGAUCGGUCACGCGCUUUGAAGUUCGUGACGAAGGCGCGUCGCCUCGACCCCACUCUCCCCGUCGACGAUCUAUUGUCCACGAUAGAGGUGGAUGCAGGGGAUCAGGCCCCCGCCGCCGAGGCGGAGGGCCCCACGAAGCCCACUGAUCAACCUUCUAUCCGCCGGAGGGCCACCGGGGCGGCUGCGACCGUCUCGGCCGGGCCCUCGUCGGCCUCGUCCUCUUCGGCCUCGUACACCGAAGAGCAAGUCUCAAUUAUUAGGGAAAUUAAGAGGAAGAAAAACUUUUAUGAGAUAUUGGGAUUGGAGAAGACUUGCACUGUUGAGGAUGUGAGGAAAUCGUACAGGAAACUGUCUCUUAAGGUUCAUCCCGAUAAGAACAAAGCCCCUGGUGCCGAGGAAGCAUUCAAGGCCGUUUCAAAGGCGUUUCAGUGUCUUAGUAAUGAAGAGAGUAAGAGAAAGUAUGAUGUUUCGGGUGAGGAUGAAGCGGUUUACGAGCAGCGUGCGGCAAGGCCGGCGGCCCGAGGUUAUAAUGGUUACUAUGAGGCUGAUAUUGAUGCUGAGGAGAUAUUCAGGAACUUCUUUGGAGGAAUGGCCCCUGCAGCCAAUUUUGGAGGAUUCAGUUUUGGACCAGCUGGUUUCAAUGGGUUCAAUGGUCAUAGGCAUGCUGCUGAUCAUGGUUCUGGUGGUUUUAAUGUUCGCGCUUUAAUUCAGUUGCUGCCUGUGCUGCUGAUUGUGUUAUUGAACUUUUUGCCUUCAUCGGAGCCCUUGUACUCGCUUUCGAAGAGUUAUCCUUAUGAACAUCGGUUUACCACACCCAAGGGUGUUAACUAUUAUGUCAAGUCUACAAACUUUGUUCAGGAGUAUCCGUUGGGGAGUGAUGAACGAUCAAAAAUUGAAGAGAGGGUAGAGAGGGAGUACUUCAGCAUUCUCCGCCAGAAUUGUCAUUUCGAGUUGCAGCGUCGCCAAUGGGGGUAUAUCCGGGAAACACCCCAUUGUGAUAUGUUGCGGAAGUUUGAGGUGGUGAAUUGAUAAGUUGAAUCAAGGUCCUAAUUUUUAAUAUUGUCUUGCCUUUUGUUGUAGAUGCAGUAGCUUUUUCCUGCUUGUGAUAUUAUUAUAGAAUGUACAAUUUAUUUUUCACUCCCAUAUAGUGAAGCAAGUUUACAAUAAGCCAGCCGCUUUGUUGGGAUUGUUAUCUUUCAAAUUUCAUCAAAUAUCUCUAUGAUGGAUCUUCCUUUACUAAAAUCAUUCAUUACAAGAGGCAUGAAUGCAUGGCCUCACUUAUGUACCUAAA
Molecule: messenger RNA, 1569 nt
Organism: Glycine soja
Lineage: Eukaryota; Viridiplantae; Streptophyta; Magnoliopsida; Fabales; Fabaceae
Product: chaperone protein dnaJ 49-like
Exons: 2
Coding region: 213-1307 (364 amino acids)
Biological process (GO): cellular response to misfolded protein
Cellular component (GO): endoplasmic reticulum membrane
Molecular function (GO): Hsp70 protein binding
Source: RefSeq, a predicted model, not a curated record